UAUCAACUAUGGUCGUAUGUUUGAAUUGUUAGUUAUAGUUCAACUUUUCUAAUUUGUUAAUUAUAUCUCGUCGAUGGUUACAUAUCGUAUUUUCUUUUAGAAUUAUGCAUUUAGAAUAUUUUGUUUUGUAGUUAUGAAAAUUAACAGUGAACAGAAAUGCAAUAAGAAAAAAAAUAGGAACAGAAAACGAUCUAAGAAACGGAGAGGUAAUAAAAAGAAGUUCAAACAUCAGAAGUCUCAUAUUAUAAAAAGGGACUGGAUGCCAGUUCAGUUAGCUAGGAUGAACGGAGAUUCUUUUUGGCAUAAUUACAACAAUGUUGUACUCUGGCAAAGGAAUUACUUGAAUUACAUUAAUAGUUGUAAUUUGUCCCCAGAUACAUCUUUUAUAAUCAAUAGAGACUCCUUAUGGACACCUGACAGUGGGACAGCGACAAUUGAUUUCACAACUAGCAAAGUUUUAGAUUCUGCCAGUGAAUCGAACAGUGAAUAUUAUAAUUCACAAGACGGUGAUGAUGAAGAAGAAUUGGAAGUAACCAAAGAAAUGAUGGAUUUCCUUGAACAAAGUAUGAAGCACAAAGAAGCCAUGAGGUUGAUGAAAGCAGAAGCUGAGCUCGUUACGAAUGAGACAAAAGAAGUUGAGGAAGCACCUGAAAAAGAAAAAGGGCGAGAUGAUAUAGAAGAAUGCCAAACUCCUCAAGAAAAAAUGAUUGAUGAAAAGAGGAUUUCGGAAAUGUCAAAGCUGUAUGGAAAAUCUUUCCCAAUGAUAAUAGGAAUGGAAACUGCUCUUCAAUUGACAUUUAACAAGAAUUGUGAUAUAUAUAAGCCAGCUUUUUGGCCAUGUCUACCAUUAAAAAUACAAUUCAAUAAUAAAUAAAAUAUUUCUGUUUUCUUAA
Messenger RNA from Nezara viridula (southern green stink bug), 893 nucleotides. The record is from the annotation of a GenBank genome assembly. NCBI's taxonomy places the organism in Eukaryota, Metazoa, Arthropoda, Insecta, Hemiptera, Pentatomidae.